AACGUUUUGAAACACUUGGUGCUUUUUUCGUCCCUAAAACAAAAUAUUUGUUUAUGUUCGUACAAAUUGUAAUUUAAGGGCUUGUAACUCGCCGAGAUACAAAAAUGGCGCUGCAAUGUCGAGCCUGUGGUACCGAGGCUUUCGACACCAGCACCACGUAUCUGUAUGGUCCCGACAGCGCCAAAUUGUUACUAAAUUUGGAAUUAAUUUCGGGCACAACGCUCCCCAAUGAACCAGAACUGCCCAGUCACAUAUGCGCUUGCUGCGUCCUGGAACUGCAGCAAGCGGUUGCCUUCAGGGACCGCUGUCUCCAAACGCAAAGGGAACUGCAGCCCUUGCAAUGUCCGACUACGCCGGAACUGAUAUCAGGUCCCGAGGAGUCCGUGGAUGUCAAGAUAGAGUGCAGUGUCGAUGCGCUGCCAGAUUUUAUGAUGGAAACUUCAUUCGUUGAGGGGGAAGGAGCAGAGGAUGACGUCUCCAGCGAAGAAUCGGAAAGCCAACCGGUGGAAGACGCAUCCGAAUACGAUCCCUUGAAGCAGCAACUUGAAAUCCAUCCAGAGUAUCAACUGCCUGUCUUGCCUAAAAGGGGUCGAGGUCGUCCUAGAAAAUACCCACCCAAGCCUCCCAAAGAGAAGAAGGCCGUAGUGUCGUGGAAGAACCUGUCCAAAGAGGAGAUUGCGGAGCGGAGACGACAGUAUCAGUACUGCAACGAUGUCUGCGAAUUGUGCGGCCGGAAAUUCAAGUACAAGAGCAACUUUAAGCUUCACAUGAUGACCCACACGGGCGAAAAGCCCUUCACCUGCGAGGAUUGCGGAAAACACUUUUACACCGAGCAUUUGAAAGUGAAGCACCACCGCGUUGUACACGAGGGCCUAAAACCCUACCCCUGCCGCUAUUGCGAAAGAUUUUUCGGUACCACUGGCCACCGUACCAAACACGAGAGGACUCACACCAAUAUCCGCCCAUACAAGUGCAACGAAUGUGGCAAAUCCUUCAUUUCGUCGGACAAACUAAAGCGCCACCAGCUCAUCCACUCCGGCAUACGGGCAUUUGCCUGCACCAUAUGCAACCAGACUUUUCAGCGCAAUACUCAUCUUAAGCAGCACCUGCGGUCUAAGACUCAUAAGGCCAGGGAAGAUUCGUUAAAAGGUGUGGUCGAGCGGAAGACCAGUGUGGUCGAGCGGAAGCCCAGACGGUCCAGAUACGAUGGACUGGCUGCUUUUGUUGAUUAAGUUACACAUUCCUCUCUAACUUUACUACCGUCGUUAGGUUUGUUUUCUUGUAUAAAUUUAUAAAAUAGGGCUCAAGUUAUCAUAAAUAAAAGUUUGAUUUAAAA
This is a messenger RNA of Drosophila bipectinata, 1336 nucleotides long. RefSeq names its product transcription factor Ouib-like. Gene Ontology annotation, biological process: regulation of DNA-templated transcription. Gene Ontology annotation, molecular function: RNA polymerase II cis-regulatory region sequence-specific DNA binding; DNA-binding transcription factor activity, RNA polymerase II-specific; zinc ion binding. The record is from RefSeq and is a predicted model, not a curated record. Gene Ontology annotation, cellular component: nucleus. NCBI's taxonomy places the organism in Eukaryota, Metazoa, Arthropoda, Insecta, Diptera, Drosophilidae.